Molecule: messenger RNA, 2514 nt
Organism: Poecilia latipinna (sailfin molly)
Lineage: Eukaryota; Metazoa; Chordata; Actinopteri; Cyprinodontiformes; Poeciliidae
Product: zinc finger and BTB domain-containing protein 26-like
Exons: 1
Coding region: 86-1426 (446 amino acids)
Biological process (GO): regulation of transcription by RNA polymerase II
Molecular function (GO): DNA-binding transcription factor activity, RNA polymerase II-specific; protein binding; RNA polymerase II cis-regulatory region sequence-specific DNA binding
Source: RefSeq, a predicted model, not a curated record
UCAACAGUAGUGUCAUUGUGGGGCUGAUUCUCUGUUUGAAUCUGUCCUGGCCAGGUGUGCUGCUGCGGCUGCCCAGUGGUCCACUAUGGCCCAGAACCAGGUGAUCCUGCAGUUCCGAUUCGCCACGUUUGGGGACUCCAUGCUGCAGAAGAUGAACCUUCUCCGACACCAGAGACGCUUCUGCGACGUCGUCGUUCGCAUCAACCAGCUGGAGGUCCCCGGCCAUAAAGUGGUGUUUGCUGCCGGCUCGUCUUUCCUGAGAGACCAGUUCAUCCUGCAGCAGGACUCCAGGGAGGUCCAGAUCUCCAUGAUUCAGGAGGCGGAAGUUGGCCGGCAGCUGCUGCUCUCCUGCUACACCGGCCAGCUGGAGUUUCCUGAGCUGGAGCUCGUGCAUUACCUGACGGUGGCCAGCUUCCUCCAAAUGGGCCACAUCGUGGAGCAGUGCACCCAAGCCCUCAACAAGUUCAUCAAACCUCAGGCCUCACGCCAGCUGGAGGUGGAUCUGGACCUGCGGAGGGAAAAGGGAGACGAGGGUCCGUCCUCCCAGGCUCAAAGGGAGCAGGAGCGGUCUCAGGUGCGGAUUGUACCUGAGGGAGAGGAGGAGGAUGAGGAGGAAGAGGAGGAGGACGAGACGGUGGUGAUGGGAAAGGUGGAGAGAGACAAUAACGUCGAGAGUGACGACGACGAGGACGACGAUGUCAUAGUCCAGCCGUCCAUGAGCCCCGUCCAGGUGUGGCGGAGGCGUUCGAGGCCCGGUUUGGCGGAUAACGACAUCACCAUAGUGAAAGUGGAAUCUGUGACCGACGUAGCGGAGAACACCAUCACCGGCCACUUCUCCGCUAGCCCCCCAGCUGCGCUGCACUCCCCGGAGCCGCAGCACUCGCUCAUCAACUCCACCGUGGACAGCCGUGGCAGCGAGAUGGCGGCUCCGCCGGGCAUGGCGGGUUACCCGCUCAGCCCGCCUCCCUCGUCCCCGCUCACCGAGAAGCACGUCGGACACCAGCGGAGCUACGACAAGCCUCUGCAGUGGUACCACCAGUGCCCCAAGUGCGCCCGAGUCUUCCGGCAACUGGAGAACUACGCCAACCACCUCAAGAUGCACAAGCUGUUCAUGUGCCUGCUGUGCGGGAAGACCUUCACGCAGAAGGGCAACCUGCACCGGCACAUGCGCGUCCACGCCGGGAUCAAGCCCUUCCAGUGCAAGAUCUGCGGCAAGACGUUUACCCAGAAGUGCUCGCUGCUGGAUCACCUGAACCUGCACAGCGGGGACAAGCCGCACCGCUGCAACUACUGUGAAAUGGUGUUUGCUCACAAGCCCGUGCUGCGCAAGCACCUCAAACAGAUCCACGGCAAGAACAGCUUUGACAACGCAAAUGAGGGCAGUCUGCACGAGGGCGGACUGGAGUUUGAUUUUGGACGAAUGUAAAGUUUUUUUUUAAUUUUUUUUUUAAGUAAGGUGAUUGAUUUUUCAAAGAUCCUCACUGUGGUCAGCCUGUACAGUUGACACCAGAAGUUUACAUACACCGCAAGGUUUACCCCAGAAAACUUGCUAAGCCCUGUGGUUGGUAGCUAGGGCAGUCAUCAGCCAGUGGCCCAUCGUGUUUUUCAGUUAAAACACCAACAAUAACGUCUUAAAAAAUGCAAACAUUAUAAAAAUACUUAAUUACUUCAGUAAUUAAGCUUUACUUGUGCCUGGUAGGGGCACAAGUAAAGCCUGGUGUCCCACCAGGCUGAUAAAACACUGAGGGAAACCCUGCAUUGCAUAAAAAGACACAAACAUUUCUUUUGUUUGUUUUUAUUUUAUUAUUGUCUGACCAAAUGUCUCUUGUUUCAGGUCAGGUAGAAUUGCCUAAAUUAUUAUUAUGUUGCUAAACAACAAAAACUUGGCAAGAAGAUUUUUUUUCAUAACUUAUUUCAAACAAAGACGUUUGAAUACAGUUGAGUAUCAGGAAUCCUUUUUUUUUUUUUAGCUGCAUCACUUAAGUCAAACCUUUUGGGUUUCCUUUUGCAUACUUCUAAUAGAUUAACUGAGCUGACACAUUUGAGUUAUUUGGAGACACACAUGUGGAUGGAUGUAUUUUAAGGCCACAUCUGAAACCCACUGCUUUCCUGUUUGACACUGGCCUGGUAAAAUCCUGUUCUUUGUUCUACACUUCACUUUGUGCAGUGAGUCUGGAAGGUCAAAAGAAAUCAGCCACUAUAUCAGGAAGAGAACUGUAGAGCUUCCCAGAUCUGGUUCAAUUCAGGAACAAUCUCCAGAUGCUGCAUUCGUGGUCCGUGGUGAAUGGCCUGUGCUGCUCUUUAUUCAGUCCAGAGGACCCCAAAGCGCUUUAGGGGUAAUGGGUUAUGCCGGUUCUGUUAGGAGGAACAAACCAGAACUCCGGCAAACUAUUGGGAGACAUUUGAGCAAGGAAACCCAAAAGAUUUAACUCAACUCAUACAGUUUAAUAAAACAGUUACCCCUGAUAUUGACCAAAUGUAUGCUAACCUCUGACUUCUGAGUUCAAAGAAAGU